AAACGGUAUGAUUUAACAUCUGACUGGUGGAAGCUUUCCAUUUUUAACCAUUUCUGUUUUUCACAUCUUCUGUGUUCUCCUUCUCUCACUCCUCGCCCUUUCAAUACCGACUCCCCAUUUUCUUUCCAAGCCUCUGUUUCUCUGUGUUCCAGAUGCUCCUUUCUCUCUUUGACAAUGAUAUUAUAAUGAUGCCAGUAACGGUGAGGUGAUUAAAGCUUCUGCUGGCCUCCACUCUGUAGAAUAUUUCCUAUAAAAUAGUGUGCAACUGCUCCUCUCUCCUUACUUAUCCUCACAUUGUAUCAGCCAGAUAGCUGGUGAUGGCCGCUCCGUUCCCAGUGGAAUAUGUGGCCUACAUUUGUUUGUAGUGCAGCAUUUGGCUCUGUGAGUGUCUUCCUUUGUCAAACAUUUCCAGUUCCCUGCAGCAAAUCCCCUUUUGUUUCCUUAAACAUUCACUGUUUUGUCCUUCUAUCUGUCUCUCUGUAUAUCUUUCCUUUUUGUCUCUGUAGUGUCUUUUAAUUAAUACUGUACAUAGAUCCAGCAUUUUAGAGCACAUCGUUGAUUGCUUACCAUUCAGCUCACAAGCACAUGCCCUCAUAACCUUUAUAACAGAGCCUACACGUGCACAAGAUGCAUGUUUAAAAAAAAAAAGAAACACACACACACACACAUAUACACAAAGGUCACCUUCCAUGAAUUCAUUAGAGACUGUUUUAUUAUGGCUGACAGAUGUGCCCAUAAAUCAUAGGUGGAGCAAGAACAUCCAAAACAAACUGAACACUGAUAAAGGUGAAACACAGUGAGAAAGGGAAGUGAUAGAUAGAAAGAGAGAGACAUAAGAAUACAUGCACACAUAUAUCAAUAUUCUGUAGCUAUUGAAAAUGUCUUCCAUAGUAGGUUUUCGGCCGUCAUACUCCCUAAAGAAUGAUUUCUUCCGUCAUCUUCAGCGUCUUCAUGGAGAGAUAUAGCAGCUUUUGUUACAUCACAGCCUUUUGUCCCAGAGAAAAGUCUUUAUCUUUAGAGGAAAAUUAACUGUUAAAGGGGAAAGACGGACAGAUUGCUGCUUCAGAAUCUAAUAUACCCAAAGUGAGUCUGAUAAAACCCAAUCAAGCGUCUUUGUAUAGAGAUUCAGCCCGAGAUGAAGAUCCUCCUUGUGAAACUUAUCACUUCUAACCUCGGUGCUUUGGUUGCAACACGGCCUGUGUUACUCUGCAUUGUCUGCAACACUGCAAAGGAAGUUAAGCCUCCUUUUUUUUACUGGACUGGUAGAGAAAUGAGCUCUCUGAAACGAAAACUUUGGAUAGACAUAUCCAGUGUGCUUAUUUUAUAUAGGCUAAUUUCUGUAAAUUGUAUUUCCCCAUUUGAACGUCUAAAUAGGGAAUGAUUCAGAACGGACCAGAGGAGACAACAUGAAUUUUAAAAUUCUUACAUUGUUUGAAAACAAUGAAUAAUGGAUAUAGUGUAAUAAUGUACAUUAUAGUGAGUUUUAGCUCAGUGUUUAGCUGUCCAGCCCUCAACUUUACUGUUUUGACUGGUGACUAGCUGUUUGUUUGAUUGACUGAUAAAUGGUGUUUUCUUUGCACACUGCCAGAUUAUCCAGGUUAAAGUUCUGGGGGAAGAAAUGAUGAAACCUUAUUAAUGUAUUGUUUUGUUGGCCAAAAAGUUGUCAAAUUUAAACAUUUAGUUUAAAUUACUACAAUCAGAUUAUAAAAUACCCACCAUCUGUAAGUUUUUCAUUGAAAAAUGCAAACACCAGGUUGCUUAAACCCACAAAUUCACAAAAGAAAAAAGAAAAAACUCAAUGAGGACAUAAACUCAGCAUCCUCACAAUCUCUGGUCAAGGCCGUUUGCCGAUUUAAAUCAGUUGACUAUCAAUACAUUUCACGCUGAGUGUUGAUGAAAUGAAAGAGCUAUAAAUAAAACAUCUAGUCAUCAGUUUUUAGGAUAAUUAAUUUGCUGCUUACAGCUGAGCUGAAACACUGCACAACAUCACAAAGACACAGCACAUGAUUUAGAAACUGCAGUGUGAUUUAAAAAAAAAAAAAAAAACUAAUUGAAAAGACCUUAAAAUAUUGUAUUGUUGCACAAUAUCCCAGCUGAACCUACUCCCUUAUUUAUUUAGCACCCUGGAUUGUCAUCUUUAAAGAAUGAGGACACACUACACCGUCUAAACUGUUUCUUGAUAUUGAAAGGAAUGUGUCCUGUCUACUUUACUUUACUUUACUUACUUGUUUCCCAUUUAUCUUCAGUUCCCUUGAAAGAUAUCCUGAUGAUCUUUUGAUUGGGACACUACUUUCUAUCACUCAUUAACUUGUAGUUAUGAUAAUGUAUGAUUUAUGGCUCUUUUCAUCCAGCCACUCUCAGGCUGCAAUACCACAUCUAAAGAAGCUCAAGGUUCAUCUGCGCUGUCCAGAUAAUGUUGGUAAUAAGCUGAUGAAUUGUUGAAUGAGGCACAGUUCGGUGCAUCUUCCUCUGCUAUGAGGAAAAUGGAUGUGGAGAAGGGUCGUAGUCGGUCCAGGGGUAUGAGCACCCUGGAAAAGUUUCUGAUAUUUCUCUUUGUGGCCAUGACCGGCGCCUGCAUCGGCCUUGUGGUCAUCUACUUCACAGAGAAAGCUGACUCUUCUACUCAUGCAGAAGGUCCAGAUUCAGGGUGUAGUGGUCCUCUGGAGCUGUCUGGAGAGUCUGGUACCUUCACCAGCUUUAACUACCCCAGUAGCUACGACAAUGGAAAGAGCUGCACCUGGCACAUCACUGUGGAACCUGACAAGGUGGUCCAACUGUGGUUUGAAGAGUUUGCUUUGGAGGAAAACCAGCUCUGCACAUCAGACUUCAUCACACUGCGAGACUCUCUGGGAAUCAUUGGUAGAUACUGUGGCUACACAAAACCAAAGCCGCUGGUGUCACUUACAAACCGCCUGACGGUUCACUUCGACACCAAUGACAGAAAAACAGACCAAGGAUUCAAGGCUCAUUACAAAGCUGUGGCUCCAGAGCUCUCGCCAGAAAUAGCCGGAGCUGGUGGCUUUCUCCAAGGUGACCAGGGGGAACUGAUGACCCCCAGAUUUCCAGAGCAGAACUACGUGAAUGGAGCACUAUACCAGUGGAGAAUCACGGUGCCUAAAGGCGAGAGGGUUCGACUGACAUUUACUUCCUUUGACCUGGUCCCUGAGGUCUGCGGAGACUUUGUUCAGGUCUACGAUGGCCACAUGGCCGGCUCUUCUUCAUUCAGUAAAUUCUGUGGCGGGAAGAUGCCAAAGCCAGUGGAGUCCAGUAGCAACACAAUGGUGGUCCGCUUCAAAUCCGACAACAGUUUGACUUCUAAAGGAUUCAGAGCAACUUACACCAAGUCCAUCCUUCCACCUGUUACUCCCUCCACAACAACAUCAACCCCCACUUCCACAUCCAGACCCACCACACAAACCUCUCCACCUCCCACAUCUUCUGGAGGUGGUGGUCAAAUAAUCCUUAAUGGGCGUAAAGGAAUGAUCCAGUCCUUGGGAUUCCCAAAUCCAUAUCCUGCUCAUCUGAAAAGCUCCUGGAAGAUAUCUGUGCCCAAAGGAUUCCUGGUUAAACUGCAGAUCACUGACAUGGCCAUCACAGGAGAGACUGGACAAUGCAAGGAGGACAAACUGGUCAUCUCAGAUAAUUACAGCACGUUAGGCACACACUGUGGCUACAUCCUUCCCCCAGUGGUGGUCAGUGCCAGUGCCACAAUAUUUGUCAACUUCCAGUCCGACAGUCGCCUCACAGACCGAGGGUUCUCUGCCAGGUGGGAAGCUGUGUAUCCUGAGGAUAUCGCAGAAAUCCAGGGCUGUGGCAUGUCUUCCAAAGAGGAAACGGGAGUUAUUAAGUCCCAGAACUGGCCUAUGAACUACAAAGCUAACAGCGAGUGCAUGUGGAACAUCUCUUUGCCUUUGGGGAAGAAUAUCACACUGUAUUUCACCCACUUUGACCUAGAAGCCAAAGACAUCCUCACAUCCAAAUGCUAUGAUAACAUAAAAGUGUACGAGAUCAAUAGUUUGACCAAUGCGCUGCUUCAAAUGCACGGUCCAUUUUGUGGGACUGAGCUGCCUCCUACCAUCCAGACAAGAGGCAGUAGGCUGGUGAUACGUUUCCAUACAGACUUGUUUACUGAGUCCAAAGGCUUCAGAGCCUACUGGACAACAAACCACAGUUUGCCUGCUCCCACUGAGCCACCUGUUCAGCCCAACCCCUGGGACAACAUCACCAUAGACUGGCCCAGUACAUGUGGGAAACCAGCCAUUCCUCCUGUUGUUGUGUCACGCAUUGUGAACGGAGAGGCUGCCACACCACACUCCUGGCCCUGGCAAGUGUCCAUGCAGGUCUGGCCGGCCAGUCGUCCAGAACCGACAUUCUUCCAUACCUGUGGUGGUACUCUUAUUCAUAAGAACUGGGUACUUACAGCUGCCCACUGCUUCAUAAACUAUGCUGAUGAGCUGCAGCGUUGGCGCAUGUGCCUCGGCAAACACAACCUGACCUACACAGAGUCGAGUGAAUACUGCUUCAGUGUGUCUGGUAUCUAUCGCCACGAAGGCUUCAAGUAUCCCACAGUGCCCACGGUGGAGUUUGACAUUGCACUGGUCAGAUUGGACGGGGAGGUGAUGCCCAGUGAUGAGAUCUCGUACGCCUGCCUUCCCUCUGAAGAGGAAGUCCUACCCGCGGGCAGGAAGUGCUACGCCACCGGCUGGGGAGAUGAGACCGGCGAUUCAUUGAAUGCUAAAGUUGCAGAGGCCCUUAACCAGGUCGCCCUGCCUGUUGUGCCGUAUGAUACCUGCAAGAGGAUGGAUUAUUGGUGGUUCCAGGUCAAGACCUCCAUGAUCUGCUGUGGUUAUACCCUGCCUGAUGAGCUCAAGUCUGUCUGUCAAGGAGAUUCAGGUGGUCCUCUGGUGUGUCAGGAUAGCCCCAGUGGUCCCUGGGAAGUUCAUGGUAUAACCAGCUUUGGCCCUAUUGGAUGCAUUAUGAAUAAGAAGCCCUCCGUAUUCACCCGCUCCUCUGCCUACCUCCCCUGGAUCAAAAAUGUCAUCCGCAGAGACAUCUACAAUGAGCACACAUCAGGCUGCGGAGGGCCAAAGGACUUAACUGGCACAGGAGGCACCGUGUCCUCUAUGGGCUACCCUGGCACCUACAACAACAAAGCCCGCUGCCAGUGGAACAUCCAGGCACCCCUUGGCAAACUGGUCCACCUCCAUUUCCACAAUUUCUCCCUGGAGGAGAGUCAGCUGUGCAUGAACGAUAAAGUCAGGCUCACAGACAGAAUAGGAAAUCUAGGCACACACUGCAGCCAUGUACCCCCUAUAGACCUGGUGAGCGAUGGAGACACUCUUCACAUCAGCUUCUCCUCCAAUGACAAGGUGGUGGACACGGGCUUUACUGCCACCUGGAGGGCAGUGGACCCUACAGAGGCUCCAUGUGGAGGGAGCUUCAGCAGUGCUCAGGGUGAAAUCACCUCUCCCAACUGGCCCAGUGACUACCAAGCCCAGUCUGUGUGCACAUGGCGUAUCACCAUUCCUUCAGCAAAAAGUGUCCUUGUAGCCUUCACUCACUUUGAGCUGCAAGCUGUAAACAUGUUCGGAAACUGUGUGGACUACAUUGAAAUCUUACAUGGAGAAAACAUGACAUCACUAGGUCAAUUCUGCGGCUUUACCCCUCCACCCAACAUCACCAUCCUUAGCAACACAGUCAUCAUUCGCUUCCUUAGUAACGGAGCCAAUCAACAGAAGGGUUUUCGUGGUUACUGGACCACUGAUGCCAGUGUUAUCCCAACUUUACCUCCUCCACCUCCUAACCCUUGGGACAAAGUCACUAUCAACUGGCCAGUAAAUUGUGGAAACCCAGCAGUUACACCAAAUACAGCCACCCCGAGGGUGGUUAAUGGGGAGGAGGCGAUCCCCCACUCCUGGCCCUGGCAAGUCUCAAUGCAGGCUUCACCAAUGUUUCCCAUACCUUACAUGCACGGUUGUGGAGGUUCUUUGAUUCACAAAGAUUGGAUUCUAACUGCUGCCCACUGUUUCAUGUUCCCACUGAAUAACCCCUCUUACUGGCGCAUGUGUUUGGGGAAGCACCACAUGAACUCCUCCAUGGACGUUCCCUCAGCAGAGAAAUGCUACAAGGUAGAUGGUAUCAUCCGCCACGAGGGGUUUGUUUACGAGCAGGAUCGCACUGACAUCACCAAUGACAUAGCGUUGGUACAUUUGGCGGAGCCUGUCAAUAUGACAAGGGAGAUCAGCCCCAUCUGUCUGCCCAAACCUGGAGCUGUGAUGGCUGCUGGGACACCCUGCUUUGUCACCGGCUGGGGAGACGAGAAAGGUAACCUGUUUCCCCAAGUGUCUAAGAAGCUAAAUCAGGCAGCCCUUCCUAUUGUUGACUUCCAGACCUGCAGUAAGCCUGCUUACUGGUGGGACACACUCAGACCCUCUAUGAUCUGUGCUGGCUAUGAGUCCCCAGAAGAGCUCAAGUCAGCCUGCCAGGGUGACUCCGGAGGUCCUUUCACCUGUGCGGCCGCUGGGAUAAACACAACCUGGGAGGUGCAUGGUGUCGUCAGCUUUGGACCGCAGGGCUGCAUCAAAGACAAGAAACCCUCAGUAUUCACCCGCGUCUCUGCCUUCAGUGACUGGAUCAAUGACAACAUCAAGAAAUUUAUAUAUGAAAGUGGCAAAACCAACUAAAGCUCAUAUCUUAAAAAUAAAUCUUUUUGACAGUGAUGGUUGUUAAUUUCAGUUUAAAGUCAUUGUAGCUGGGGCGGCCUCUAGCUCACCCAGUAAGAGCGUGCGCCCCAUGUAGGCUGAGUCCUUUGCUGUGGCGUGGGUUUGAAUCCGACCUGCUGCCCUUUGCUGCGUGUCAUCCCCUCUCUCUCUCCCCCUUUCUUGUCUAUCCAAUGUCACUAUCUAAUAAAGGGAAAAGCCCCAAAAAAUAAUCUUUAAAGUCAUUGUGGCUUUUUAUUUAGGGUUCACCAUUAAGUAUUGCUCACUGCUGAAGUAUGCUGACUGAUACUGUUAAGCUAUAAGGCAUCUUCUCUGGCAGAACUAGGGGUACAAUAGGAGUCAAUUUCUGUCCUGUAGGGUAACUGUGUUCCUUUUUGAGGGCCAAAAAGGAACACAUACUGUAUGUUCCCAAGCUAGUAACAAGAGUACAACAGCUGUACCUUAGCGACUAUUGUCCCAUUAACAUGCCGUUGUACACCUAAACUUUAUAGUUUAUUAUUUAUUAUUUCUGACAGUGAGAAAAUGGUAUCAGAACAACUUUUAUUUAAUAUUUCAUAAAUCUUUACAGUAUAU
This is a messenger RNA of Perca fluviatilis (European perch), 7292 nucleotides long. RefSeq lists its product as uncharacterized. Gene Ontology annotation, molecular function: serine-type endopeptidase activity. Gene Ontology annotation, biological process: proteolysis. Bases 2475 to 6683 code for a protein of 1402 amino acids. The transcript is spliced from 25 exons. The record is from RefSeq and is a predicted model, not a curated record. NCBI's taxonomy places the organism in Eukaryota, Metazoa, Chordata, Actinopteri, Perciformes, Percidae.